Molecule: messenger RNA, 1431 nt
Organism: Venustampulla echinocandica
Lineage: Eukaryota; Fungi; Ascomycota; Leotiomycetes; Helotiales; Pleuroascaceae
Product: MFS general substrate transporter
Exons: 5
Coding region: 1-1431 (476 amino acids)
Biological process (GO): transmembrane transport
Cellular component (GO): membrane
Molecular function (GO): transmembrane transporter activity
Source: RefSeq, a predicted model, not a curated record
AUGGCAACGUUACCUGAGUCAAAGUCAAAUCAAGUCAGCAAUGAUGAGAUCACGGGCGAAAAUGUUGAAAGCGGGGACCUUGAGAAUGGAUCGAAUGGUAUCCCCAUAUACACCAAAGAAACCCUUACGGGCGUCAACAUCUACCGAUAUUUAGCAACAUUACUGUCGUUCGUUGUGAUGGGAAUGAACGAUGCUGCUUACGGCGCGUUGAUCCCAUACCUCGAAGAGUACUAUAAUAUAACUUACACCAUUGUUUCCCUCGUGUUCCUGGCCCCUUUCCUUGGUUACACAUUAGCCGCUCUUUUGAACAACCAAAUCCAUAUGCGAUUUGGCCAGCUCGGUGUUGCUGUUAUAGCGCCUCUGUGCAAGCUUAUAACCUACGCGGUUACGUGCGCUCACCCAGCCUACCCCGCUCUUCCUGUCAUCUUCAUGAUUUCGGGUUUUGGGAACGGAUUGGAAGAUUCGGGCUGGAAUGCUUGGAUUGGGGAUAUGCAAAAUGCGAAUGAGCUCUUGGGAUUCCUGCAUGGUGCGUAUGGUCUCGGGGCCACAAUAAGCCCGUUGAUCGCAACCGCCAUGGUUACCAGAGACAUACCGUGGUAUGCGUUUUACUACGUUAUGGUUGGUAUCACGGUUCUUGAACUCGUUGUCUGCGUUAUAUCGUUCUGGAAGGCAACGGGAGCAGUCCACCGGGCCGCAAACCCACCACCCAAGUGCCAAGAAGGCCACUCUCAGUCUCAGACUAAAGAAGCUCUCAAGAACUACGUAACCUGGAUCCUCGCAUUUUUCCUCCUCAUCUACGUGGGCGUCGAGGUCGCGCUUGGCGGCUGGCUCGUGACGUUCAUGCUUCGAGUCCGCCAUGGAGAAGCAUUCGCAUCCGGUCUCGUCGUCAUGGGCUUCUGGCUAGGUAUCACCGUCGGCCGUAUGAUCCUCGGUUUCGUUACUGGAAGGAUUGGGGAGAAGCUAGCCAUUGCGGCUUAUAUAUUCAUUUCCGUAGCCUGCGAGCUGUGCUUCUGGCUAAUUCCCAACUUCGUAAGCAGCGCAAUUUUCGCGGGAUUCCUCGGUUUCUUCCUAGGUCCUCUGUUCCCCGCUGCCAUUGUGGUCGCUACGAAAGUCCUGCCGAAGAGGUUACACGUCAGUGCGAUUGGGUUCGCGGCCGCGUUUGGAGGUGGUGGUGCUGCGAUAUUCCCGUUUGUGGUUGGGGCUAUCGCGCAGGUUAAGGGGGUGCAAGUCCUGCAGCCCAUUGCGCUAGCGUUGAUAGCUGUUAUAUUCAUGCUUUGGUGUUCGCUCCCAGGAGGAUUCAAGAAAGAUGGCUUGAAGAAGGUGGAGGAUAAGAGGGAGAUGGAGGAUGAGAGACUGAGGCAGGAGGCGAGAGAGGAGGAGAGGAGCACGGUAAUGGCCGAGACGCCGACCGAGGAGACCAAAACGGAGUGA